Messenger RNA from Glycine soja, 1725 nucleotides. RefSeq names its product putative methyltransferase At1g22800, mitochondrial. Gene Ontology annotation, biological process: mitochondrial respiratory chain complex I assembly. The transcript is spliced from 12 exons. Gene Ontology annotation, molecular function: S-adenosylmethionine-dependent methyltransferase activity. Lineage: Eukaryota; Viridiplantae; Streptophyta; Magnoliopsida; Fabales; Fabaceae. Gene Ontology annotation, cellular component: mitochondrion. Bases 500 to 1495 code for a protein of 331 amino acids. The record is from RefSeq and is a predicted model, not a curated record.
AUUAACUAAAACAGGAGAAUUUGGAAAUUCUCACAGGCACACACUGCGACCCCACUCUCCCUGGCAACCCUAGCUCCCACUCUCUUGCCCGCGACCCUAGCUCUCCCACUCUCGCUCGACGCUGGUUCCGCUUGCAACCCUUGCUCGCGGUGGUUCAGAGCAAUCUCUCUCGCACGCACGGUGGUCAUAAUUGUGGGUGUGGAUUUGGAUGAGUUUGGGGUCGAGCUAGGUGGUGGGCACCGUGUGUUUGUGAAUCUGCAUGAAAGGGAAAGUGAGAAAUAAUUGAUUGAUUGGUGCGGAGUAUACAUGCCGCAAUUCUUUCAAGUCAGUAUGUUUGAUGCAUUUGUACUUGGGUAUCUAGUUUUUCAGUUUUGGUUUGAAGACAUGCACAUAGAUACAGGUCCAUCUGCAGUUUAGUUUGUUCCCGGUGGGGCAAUUCACACGCUACCCAUGAAUCCCAUUUUGAUUUGCUUGUUGGAGGCGGAGAAUUGAGAAGAAAAUGAGAGCAGUGUCCCUUUGGCUUCGGCGCAAACACCAAUUGCCGUUGGCAUUGGCAUUUCGCAGAUUCUCGACAUCUAAUUCGAAGGUGAAAAUCUUUGAUCGCGAGUUGAAGCGCACACAACGUGACCGAGCCGCAUGGUUGACUCCCUCACACGACCCUCUUCUUCACACCGUCGCUCAAAAUCUCUUGGACCGCUUGCAGGACUGUAAGAAGACUUUUCCAACUGCGCUAUGCUUAGGAGGCUCAUUACAACCUAUCACGCGCUCUCUUUCUGCUCCUCCUGCCCCAGGUGGCGUGGAAAAGCUUAUUGUCAUGGAUGCCUCCUAUGAUAUGCUUCAAGCCUGUAAAAAUGCUCACCACAAUGCCACCGUUGAGACCCACUUUCUUGUUGCUGACGAAGAGUUUCUUCCUAUCAAAGAAAGCUCUGUGGAUUUGGUUGUUAGUUGCUUGGGACUACACUGGACUAAUGAUCUGCCUGGAGCAAUGAUACAGUCUAGAUUGGCAUUGAAGCCUGAUGGCUUAUUUUUAGCAGCUAUUCUUGGUGGAGAAACAUUAAAGGAGCUCAGAAUAGCUUGUACGUUGGCACAAAUGGAGCGUGAAGGAGGGAUCAGUCCCCGAGUAUCACCUUUGGCACAGGUUCGAGAUGCUGGGAAUCUUUUGACUAGGGCAGGUUUCACCCUUCCAGGGGUUGAUGUUGAUGAGUAUGUAGUUAAAUAUGAAAGUGCUCUGGAGCUUAUAGAACAUCUCCGUGCAAUGGGUGAAACAAAUGCUCUUUAUCAAAUGAACAAUAUCCUAAAGAGGGACACAGCGUUAGCAACUGCAGCUAUUUAUGAUUCAAUGUUUUCUGCAGAAGACGGCACUGUACCUGCAACAUUCCAGGUUAUAUACAUGACGGGGUGGAGAGAACAUCCUUCUCAGCAGAAAGCAAAAAGAAGGGGAUCAGCCACUAUAUCUUUCAACGAUAUUCAGAAGCAAUUUGGAAGCCAAAAUUGAUUGUCCUUCCCCUUAUUUUUCACUCUGCAUAUUUUAGUUUAAUUAAUAUACUUGGCGCAUUGUAUGUGUGGGUAUACUCUUAAAUGGUUGACUUCAUGUAAAAUAUGAGUUUGACAUUAUGAAAUAUUAUUUUCUUUUGAUUUAAUUACUAUAUAGUUUAGAUAUUAAGAAAUAGAAAUGUGUCCCAAUGGAUUUACAGACAUUCUUCAGUAUCCAGAUCGAUUUUCACA